ACAAGAGCAAUCACUUCUCAUAGGCCAGUCACAACAUAACAUAUCUCCAUCUUCAGAUCUCUUCUGCACGAAUCUUGGGAACUUUUCUCUGGAGUUCGCUUGACCUCGCUUGCUUACAUCUGCGGUUUUCAUUGGAAUCCUCUUUAAAAAGACCAUCUUGGUACUGGUGUUUUGAGUUCGGUAUUUUAUGGUGAAUUGGGGUUGAAUGAAAAAGGUCAACAUGCCGUGGACUUCAUCUUUUGUGAAUUACAGCAGGAACUUGGUGGUGUUCUUUCGUGUUAUACUGUAAUUUUGAAUUUUUUCUGUUGUUGAAGUCACCAUAGUUUGCAAGAGAUAUUUCUAUCAAGCGUGUUUAUAACUAAAAUUGGUUGGAGGAAGUGAGAAUGUACAUUGCGGUAACGUUAAAGAGAUAUCGAGCAGUGAAGGACGUUGGGAAAAUUAAAAUGAGUGUUGGUGUUGUUGCAUAUUACCAGUUGGUGCAAGUUUGUCAGGCUGAAUAUUUCCGUCAGUUGCUUAAACCUGUCACGUAGUCUUCUAAUAUAAAGUUCUGGGAUAUUGGGACUUGGGAUUGACUAGUUGAUACAUGAGAAGGCAGUAGUAACUGUUGCUUUGGGAUAGGCGGCUCACUUGUUCUGGCAUGGCAAUAGUGUGAUUACUAGUAGUGGUAUUGUUUCUGUAGGAACCUUCAUCCGAUCGAUAAUUCGAGUUUUUUUAACUAAAAGGCGAAAAUCCUUCUUUCCUUACAUUUUUACAAUUAAGUAGACUUUAGAUGCAGAGAGACCAACAAUUUUACCCAAAAAAGGCAGUGCCUCCCUUUGGAAACUGUGGGGGUAACAAUUACAUGCAUAUUCCUGUUGCACCUGCCUUUGGUGCCAUUUUACCUCCGGCUGCAAAACCACCAAUGCCCUUCAAUGGUUUUGAAAUGCAGCCUUCUGAGGUUUGUCCUAAGAAUUUCAUUAUCUUAGAUCAAACUCGACACCAAAGUCAAAUUAUGUUCCAUCCUGCUAGUGCACACAAAUUUGACGGUCCUAGUUUGAAUUAUUAUGCAAAUUAUAUCCAAGACAUCUUUGCUAGGAAGGAUGUUACUGAUAUAAAAACAGAGAUGUCCUCUUCUCUAAAAGAGGAUUCAGAUGAUAUUGAUGCUUUGCUGAGCUUGGAAGAAGAGGAAGAAGAUUAUGAUGAGGAAGAGGUCAGCACAGCUCGAACUGUCAGAAAUUACAGAAAUAACUCCCCUGAUUCUGUUUCCAGUUAUGCUUCCGAACACCAGAAGAAUAAAUCAUCUUCAAAACUCAAUUCCUCUGGCAGCACUAGCAACUGUAACAUUGAGCUGAAACAACAGAAAAUGAAGAAGAUGGUGAAAGUAUUAAGGGGAAUUGUUCCUGGUGGUGACCAGAUGAACACUGUUACUGUUCUGGAUGAAGCUGUGAAGUACCUGAAGUCUCUAAAGGUUGAAGUACAGAAGCUUGGAGUUGGAAAUUUCAAGAACUAGGCUUGAUACCAUGCCUGGUAACAAUGAUUAGACACUUUUAUUUAUACAAGUUUGCAGUAUUCUAUUUAUGUUGUCUCCAUCUCCUCCUCGGCAGGUUGGCACAAAGGCAUUUGGAACUCGUGAUAUAGUUUUCAUGUUAAUUGGGUUUAUUGUGCCAACAAUAAAGCAAGGUUGUUGAACUUGAAACCCUUUGAUGUACUCUUGUUUGAUGGCUAGACUGGGAUUAUGCUAGGGAUUAUGUUGUGUAAUAUAAAUGCGCUUUAUCUAGUUGCCACAUAAAACCUGUAUGCUAUCUUGGUAUGUCUGGAAUAUUUUUAUGUAAUGAUGCCCAUUGUGGUUGUAUAUGCUUAUUCCAUAUUAUCAAGGUUUUGUGGUCCACAGCUGGUGAUGGAUCCCAAAUGGCUCA
Messenger RNA from Mangifera indica (mango), 1895 nucleotides. Its product is annotated as transcription factor bHLH144. The coding region runs from base 770 to 1489 and encodes 239 amino acids. Lineage: Eukaryota; Viridiplantae; Streptophyta; Magnoliopsida; Sapindales; Anacardiaceae. The transcript is spliced from 4 exons. The record is from RefSeq and is a predicted model, not a curated record. Gene Ontology annotation, molecular function: protein dimerization activity.